Mixia osmundae IAM 14324 is the source of this 2813-nucleotide messenger RNA. RefSeq lists its product as uncharacterized. The transcript has 7 exons. The record is from RefSeq and is a predicted model, not a curated record. Bases 21 to 2813 code for a protein of 930 amino acids. Gene Ontology annotation, biological process: protein import into nucleus. Gene Ontology annotation, molecular function: small GTPase binding. Lineage: Eukaryota; Fungi; Basidiomycota; Mixiomycetes; Mixiales; Mixiaceae. Gene Ontology annotation, cellular component: cytoplasm; nuclear membrane.
UGACGAGCCAACGACGAAAAAUGAGCUCAGAGGUGGUCUUUCAGGCACUCCAGACGCUGUACGAGAAUCCAGACAGGGCAGCCAAGGACGCAGCGAACGAGUGGCUGCAAGCUUUUCAGCGCGAGCCUAGCGCUUGGCAGACAUGCAAUGAGAUCCUCGUCAAUGCCGGCGCGCCAACUCAGGCUCGACUGUUCGCAGCUCAGUCUUUCAGGGCAAAGGCGCGUCACCUCGCCGUCAUCCAUGAUCUCACCGACUUGGACACUGCCGCUCGCUUCGGCUUGCGGGAUCUCUUAUUGGGCACCCUGUCAUCGCCCCAGCUCAACAAGGAGAAAGUCGUCGUGAGACAGAUCGCGCUCGCUCUUGCUGCUCUUCUCCUUCAAACGCCCGAAUGGCAAAAUGCCGUUCAGUCAGUAAUUGAGCAGCUGGGCGGGAGUGCGCAGACACUCGUCGCUUUGCUGAUCUUCCUCACUGUUCUGCCGGAAGAAGCGACCAACAAUUCUCGCCUCGUCAUCAGCAACGAGACCUACCGAUCGCCAGAAGUCGUUGGUCAGAUUCCAGCACUGCUUGCUAGCUAUCAUGCCCGUCCGGAUGCGACGCUAGCCAUCAAGACCCAAUGCUUUGACUGUCUCGCCGCCUGGCUAAGGGCAGGUGAGAUCCCGGCCCAGUCCGUUGUCGCGACGCCUAUGUUUGGCUAUCUCUUCGAUUCGCUCAACGAUUCUACAGUCUUUGACGAGAGCAUACAUACGCUUUGCGAACUUAUCAACGAGACGCAAGAGGUGCAAGACAAUACCCAAGUGAUCCAGCAGAUCUUACCCAGACUGCUCGCCCUACAAGGUCAGAUGGAGGCCGACAAAGAGGACGACAUGAAGAUGCGAGGGUAUGCUCAGCUACUCUCCGAAGCUGGCAGAGUGUAUGCCAGUCUUAUCUUGCACCAUACCGAAGCUUUCAUGCCGCUCGUCAACCUCAUCUUGCAGUGCGCUGCCUAUCAUGAGCUGGAAGUCGUCAGCAAGACCUUCGAAUUUUGGUACUACCUACAGCGAGUCCUGAGUCCGCACGUCGCACAAGCCUCGGUACAGCCUCUCGUAGAAGCAUACAGAACGCUCGUCGGCUAUAUCGUCAGGCACUUACAUUUCCCCGCCGAUGAGGACUCGGUCACUGCCGAGGAGCUCGACGAAUUCAGAGAAUUCCGACACCACAUUGGCAAUACGCUCAAGGAUUGCUGCUCCAUACUGACGCCUUCGGUCGGAUUGAAGCAGGUGUAUGACAUGGUCGCGUCGGCCGUGGCCAGUGGCUCGGCGCCGUGGCAGAGCAUCGAGGCUCCUCUCUUCUCCAUGCGCUCGAUGGGCGCUCAAGUGCCCAAUAAUGAAGAAACUGUGCUUCCCUUGAUCAUGGAUAUGCUGCCAAAUCUGCCUGCUCAUCCUAAAAUCAAAUAUGCGACCAUUCUCGUCAUCUCGCGCUACACCGAAUGGAUCGCAGCUCAUCCCCAGUACCUCGCCUUUCAGCUCACCUACAUCUCAUCUGGCUUCAGUGACGCAGAGACGAGGGUGUGGCUCGCCAGCGCCCAAGCCAUGCAAAACUUGUGCAAAGAUUGUAGCCAGCACCUGAUUCCCUAUUUACCUCAGCUGCAUACCUUCUUGACGGAUGUCGGACCCAAUCUAGAUCCGGCUGACUACGCAGAACUCACAGAAGGCGUUGCUCAUGUCGUGGCUGCAAUGCCUCCGCAAGAAGCCAUUGCUGCCAUGCCCAUGUUUUGUAUGCCGAUGCUCGAGCAACUUCAUACGAUUGCAGCGCAGCCUGGAACGGCCACAAAGGCUCAGAUGACCGCCGUGUCUGAUAUAUUGGCCAGAUUGGACGCUUUCUUGCUCGUUUGCUCCGAGCUGAGUCCCGAGCUUCCAAUCGCGUGCGAAAAAACAUGCGCGGAAGCAUGGACAGUCAUCGAGUCUCUACUCGAUAAGUAUGGCGAGUCGACCCAAGUCGUCGAACGCUCCUGCGCAGUCAUACGUCGAUCAAUGCUAUUUUUCGGCACACGCUUUCAUCCUAUCGCACCUCGCGUCAUCAUGUCCAUGGCCACACGGUUUCAAAAGUCAGGUUUUUCGUCGUACAUGUGGAUCAGCAGCAAGGCGCCCGAGAUGCUCAAAAGCGUCAACAGCCAAAGCUUUCGCGAGAUCUACAUGCAAGCUUUCAAUCUUGAGACGGCAAAGGUGACUGCAAUCCUAGGCGAAGUCGAGCUCAGGUCGAUACCGGAUGUCUUUGAAGAUUACCUUGCGUUGGUAUCCGAGACACUGCGCCACACUCCUGACAUUCUGCUGUCUUCGCCGGAGCUGCCCAGGAUCCUUGCCAUCGUCGUGGCGGCAUUCACGCUGCCUGCACCGGCCGUUGUCUACAAAGCCACCGAUCUGGCGCUAGACAUUAUAGGCCACGAGUCACUUGCGCCUUCAGAUCCCAGCCAUGCAGCAUACGGUCAAGCUAUCCAUGGAGCUAUUGUGGCUAUCGGCCCUACACUCACGGCAGGUCUCUUGCUCGGAUUGACGGGCGAUUUUGAGGACUUUUCGACGGCCAUCACGAUCUGCCGCAUCAUGGCUCAACGCUUUCCAGCUGAGUUCGCAGGCUGGGUCAGCACCGGUCUGCAAUCGGUACCGCAAAAGGUCUUGCCCGUUCAAGAUCGAGCUCAAUUUAGCGAGCGCUUCGGUACCGCCAUGGGCAAUCAGAACCUCAGCGGUGUGCGCGAUGCAUUCAUGACCUUGGCGAGAGCGACGAAGAAGGCAAAGGCAAGAGAAGCGAUGCAAGUGCGGCUUAAUGCCAACGAGGACUGA